AUGUCGAACGAAGUACCUCCAGCAGUAACGCGGCUUCUCUCGGCAAGAUACCCAACUCUGGAUGUCGACCCCACCUGGCUCACCCGCUGUGUCAAUGAACUCCGCCAACGCGAUGCAUCUCUUCGCGCAGGCACACCAGACCAGCUUGCGCGGGCAGUACGACAGAUCCUGCUCGACUCGGAUCUUGCCGAGGUAUCUUCGGCUUCAUCAAGCCGUCUGACCGCUGCUUUGCGCUCGGCAAAGAUCGGCGACGCAGGCCGUGCAGCGGUAGUCGUCCAAAUCGAGAGCAUGCUCGACAUCGGUCACUCCGCAUCUGUGCAGCUGGAGAUCGCAGAGGCGCGGAGGGAGAUGCGCCGAUCGAACGUGGAUCCGAACACCUCGCUCGCUGAGGAGACCAAGACGCAAGGUGCGGCCACGAGUGCGGAUCACAUGGCGGACUUCCAAGCGCAGGAAGACGACAAGGUCAUGGGCACGACGGUCUUUCCCCGUCGAAUGCUGCGGCUCGAGCUCUCAGAUGGGAGGCAGAAGGUAACGGCCAUAGAGUUGCAACGCAUACCCGGUCUGGACAUGAACACCACGAGGAUGGGAGCCAAGCUUCUGCUCAAGGGCGUGAACGUGAAGGACGGAUAUGCGUUGUUGACGCCCCAGACGGUGGGUGUGGAGGGCGGGGCGGUGGAUGAGAAGGAUAGUUUUUGGGAGGAGAAGCUGAUCGAGAGGCUUCGCGCUCAGCUGGGCAAGCCUAAGGAGGACGAGAGUGGUCCGCGUGGGAGGCCAAUUCGAGGACCUGAAGGCGCGGAGAGUGGGACGAAUGCCAGGGAGAAGCGCGGAUUCAGCCCUGACGACGAUGAGAGCGCGCUGCUGGCGGCGCUGGAGGCGGAACAGGAGAUGAUGGCGGUCGCUUCUACCUCCAGAGGCACCGGCGCAACGGCGAACACGAAGCUCAACCCUCCCAAUAGCAACAGAGCGACGACUUCGGCGGCACCACAAUCGCCCGCAGCCGCACGUCAACGAGCCACCCUCGUCGUCCCUGACAGCAUGCAGAGCUCAAACGCAAACUCUCGCACCCAAGUCAAGUCGAGCGCGACACAGGAGAACCCCAUCGCGAUCAUCGACAGCGAUGACGAAGUGUUUGCCGAUGUGCCGGACGAGGCUUUUGCUGGGCUGGAGGACGUAGAGAUGAACGCGCAAACGAAGCGAAAGUCCGAGCGCAGUGGAGAAACGAAACCGGGCGCCAGCAACUCGUGGGCUGAACCGAUCGUCAUCGAUUCUGACUAA
Kalmanozyma brasiliensis GHG001 is the source of this 1275-nucleotide messenger RNA. Its product is annotated as protein of unknown function DUF1767. Gene Ontology annotation, biological process: double-strand break repair via homologous recombination; resolution of meiotic recombination intermediates. The transcript has a single exon. The coding region runs from base 1 to 1275 and encodes 424 amino acids. Lineage: Eukaryota; Fungi; Basidiomycota; Ustilaginomycetes; Ustilaginales. Gene Ontology annotation, cellular component: RecQ family helicase-topoisomerase III complex; nuclear body. The record is from RefSeq and is a predicted model, not a curated record.